CUGCAGUGUUAUAAAAGGGUGCACACAGAGAGAGAAAAACUACAAAGAUCUUCUCCUGCAAUCAUCUCACGCCUUCUACUGAGUUCCACCAGCUUAUGGUAAAUUUCUUCACAUACUCCCCACACACUCCUUCACAGUGUGUCAGGAUGAAGCUCCUCGCUCUGGUGCUCCUGCUUUCUGCUUUUCCCUCGCUGACUCUGAUGAAGGUUGUUCAGGAUUUUGCUAAGGCUACGUGCACCAGGGUUUUCAUUAAAAGCCCAAAUGUACACACUGUAAUUACACCGACUGUUUUUGAGGGGGAACAGUAUAAACACAUUUGUCAAUGCUGGAACAACAAAUGCACAUUUGCAACACUCUACAACACACAGCUGAGGAUUCCGGUCUACUCUGCCUACACGUUAUCUGGUAAAGAUGACCAAAAGCCUAACCGAAAUGAAGAGUGGAAAAAUGAACCUCAGCUGGAAAACAUUAACAGACCAAACAUGGAGCAGAUCCCAAUAAACAAGAUGGAUGAGUUUUUUCACCAGGCUGUGAACAGAGACUAUGAAGAGAGUGAGAGCAAUACAGAACCUAAAACGAAAUACACCAGAGGUCAUGUUUUUCCUAAUCAGUAUGCUGCAGAUGACGAUCAGGCAGAGUCCACCUUCACGUUUACCAACGUAGCUCCACAAACAGCACACAGCAAUAACAGAUGGGCAGAGCAAGUAGAGACACCGAUGAAGAAAGAGAUACCAAACGUGUGCAACAAAUCUGAUACAAGCACUUUUAUAGUGACUGGAGUGGUUCCAGGGAAGAACUGGAUCUCCAUAAAAAGAAAAGGAAAAACAAUUGAAAAAGGUGUUAACAUUCCCAGUUAUUACUGGACUGCUUUCUGUUGUUACAUCAGUAAGAAUGAAACACGUUCAAAGGCCUAUCUCUCUCUGCAAAACCAACCAAACAUCAUGACUUAUGAAUUUAGUAGGAUGAGCGUUGACAGGUUAAAUAUACACCUUACCAGAUUGUAUAACCAAAGUUUCAGUGUUUUUAGCCAGUUAUGUUUAAAUUAAUAGCGUCCCAUGGUGUAAUGUGAGGUGUAAGAAAUAAAACAUUGUAUUUGGUGCAAAUAUAGGAACAUAUUCAGUGUCAGGGUGAUAUGAUGAUGUGGAGUUACUGUUACACACUCAUUCUGACAUUUUCGUUAUGUCUAACUGCACAUCGGAAAGUGUUAAAUUUUUCUGAAAAAAAAGGGUUAAAUAAGGAAAAAUCAUACAUUAUCAUAUAAUUUUAUGCAAUAUUCAAAAAAUAGACAUGACGCUAGUUUUGUGAGUCACUUAACUGUUUUCUGUAUUUUGUUAUAAAAUGUAAUUCUGUAUUUCACCUAUUUUCUGUAUUUUGUAAUUAUCUGUUAAUUAUCCUGCCAAUCUUCAAUAAAACUUUGCUG
This is a messenger RNA of Clarias gariepinus (North African catfish), 1420 nucleotides long. Its product is annotated as endonuclease domain-containing 1 protein-like. The transcript is spliced from 3 exons. Lineage: Eukaryota; Metazoa; Chordata; Actinopteri; Siluriformes; Clariidae. The coding region runs from base 96 to 1046 and encodes 316 amino acids. The record is from RefSeq and is a predicted model, not a curated record. Gene Ontology annotation, molecular function: metal ion binding; nucleic acid binding; hydrolase activity.